Phalaenopsis equestris is the source of this 954-nucleotide messenger RNA. Its product is annotated as protein UPSTREAM OF FLC-like. NCBI's taxonomy places the organism in Eukaryota, Viridiplantae, Streptophyta, Magnoliopsida, Asparagales, Orchidaceae. The record is from RefSeq and is a predicted model, not a curated record.
UUGUAACAUAAUCUCUCAAGUUGUCUUUCAGUAUAAAAACAGAAGCGAUGCGUAGCGUCUAUCUCCAUCUCCAACACUAACACGGUUACUUUUUCUCUUCUUCUUCCUCUGUUUCCUCAAGUGGAAUCCAUGGCAGCAAUGGAGAUCAAUGGCGGAGUUGCGAGAAGAAAGAUCACCAGAGAAACAAGCCCGGACCGAGCCCGAACCAGCAACUUUGCGCAGCAGAAAGAGAAAGGAAGAAGCUCCUGCGCAGCUACAAGAAAGGUUCAAGUCGUUUACUAUCUCAGCCGGAACGGCCAACUCGAACACCCCCACUUCAUGGAAAUAUCUCAUCUCCCACAUCAGCUUCUUCGUCUCAAAGAUGUGAUUGAUCGGCUCACGGUUCUCAGAGGAAAGGGAAUGCCUUCUCUGUUCUCGUGGUCCUGCAAGAGGAGUUAUAAGAAUGGCUAUGUGUGGAAUGAUCUCUCGGAGAACGAUUUGAUUUACCCUGUGGAUGGUGCCGAGUACGUUCUCAAAGGCUCUGAGAUCAUUCAUGGCGGCAUCCAUCCAAAUCUAGAUCGAUUUCAGCAUUUGCAGCUGGGCAGCGAGCACGCCAGACCAACAAGACAGCUUCCGGAAGCAGACGAGGAAGACGAAGCAGCCGGUAAACAUACCGGAGGUGACCCGGCGGCGGCAGCUGCUGAGGAGGCGGCGGAGCUGCAUUUUAUGUCGGAGAAGGAGUACUUUAGCGGGAGCAUAGUAGAGGGAAUAGGGAUGAGGAGUAGGGGGGCGGCGGCGGAGGAGCCGGCGUUGAAGAAAUCGAGCUCUUAUAACGAGGAAAGGGGAGCGAAGCUUGGGAUUGGGGCAGAGGAAGGGGAGGAGAAUGGCGAAGGAUUGAAGGUAAAGUGUAUUCCUGGAAGGAAGCGAAGCUUAGCCAAACAGCAAUGAGAGGAAAAGGCAUUACUAUUAAUUUAA